CCCGCAGGAAUGUUUUUUGCCUCUUGCUCUCCUGCCUUAUCCAGGUACGAUGAUGAGGAGAGCAGCGGGAAUUGGGAUGAAGCCAAUGAAGAAAAUCGCAAACGAGAAUGGAACAACUUCUACAAAAAGCAAAUGAGUCUGCGCAAAGGCAAAGAACCAGAAAAGGAAGAUUUUGAUCCUCCAAGUGCAGACUGCCCUUUGAAGGAUGCCUCCAGCAGGAGAAUCUCUAAGCUCACAGUGAAGGGACGGGAACACUGCUUGAGGAUGCUGGAAGAAGCUUUGACCAAUAACCAGAAAGUUCCAACAGCAACAGGAAAGGGGUCAGAUCCUCAUGCCUGUGCUGUGGAGCUGGAGUACGAAGCUUUCCGAACCAGUAAAAUGGCCAACUCCUACAAGGCAACUGUGUUAAAGAAGGUAGCAGAGAUCAACAAGGCCUCAAAAGAAGGAGAAGUAUUCUCAGGUUCUGGGUCAGGACCUGGUAGCUACAGCAGCUUGGAGACCAAGUCUGGACGUCCAGCAGAAGAGGACUUCCUCCCUGCAUCUCAGGUUUACUCG
Messenger RNA from Tinamus guttatus (white-throated tinamou), 555 nucleotides. Lineage: Eukaryota; Metazoa; Chordata; Aves; Tinamiformes; Tinamidae. The record is from RefSeq and is a predicted model, not a curated record.